Molecule: messenger RNA, 1524 nt
Organism: Grosmannia clavigera kw1407
Lineage: Eukaryota; Fungi; Ascomycota; Sordariomycetes; Ophiostomatales; Ophiostomataceae
Product: ring finger domain protein
Exons: 3
Coding region: 1-1524 (507 amino acids)
Source: RefSeq, a predicted model, not a curated record
AUGAUAUCAUCGGCGUGGCUCGGAGCUGCCACCAUUGCAGCCAUGGCUGCGGUGUCGUCCGCCGCCGACCACGCGCACAUACACUCCAUGCCCGGUUUGACACAAGGGCAAAUGAACUCGGAAAUGGCACUGGCAAUCUCUGCGCCCAGCGCCGGCACUCCACAAAUGUCGUACACGAUCGUGCCAAUGACCCCCGCUGUCGGUCUGGGCCAGGACGGGCUCACGCGGAAUUCGAUUAGCAUCGUCGGAAACCUGGUCUUGGCUACUCACUUGAACUACAACAACAUCACCGGCUCGAAAAUUGCAUACCUCUGCUGCGACAACCAGGACAACUCCUUUACCGACCCGGACGACAUGCUCUACACUCUCAUGGCCAACGCGCCCCGUGCCAUUCUUCUCUACAGCCAGGAAGGCACCUGCUGCGGCCUAAAUGCGUCGUCGGGGCUGACCUACCAGAGCAUUUUUACCAUGGCGUCGAUUUCUGAUGCUGCGGUUGCACUGAAUUUCACCAAUUCCGAUGACGGCGUCAUCCGCGCGGCCAUCUCUGGCAACGUGACCACUGCCGACCAAAGCCAGACAACCUCGAGCGGCACCAGCACCUCCUCCAUUGCCAUGAGCAUACUCUACAGCAUUACCGGCCUCAUCACAGCCCUCUUCCUCAUCAUCAUAGCCACCGGCGCUAUACGGGCCCAUCGGUACCCGGAUCGCUACGGUCCUCGCAGCGGACGCGAAGGUCUAUCGCGCCAGAGUCGGGCCCGAGGCCUCGCGCGUGCUGUGCUGGAGACUCUUCCAAUUGUCAAGUUUGGUGACCCCACCCCGACCAAGCCGGAUCUCGGCACCGAGCUGGAGAGUCAGUUAUCUUCUGAGCCCAGCCUCGCCACGACCGAUGUCCAGGUGCAUCAUUUAUCCGCAAUACCAGAGGACUCCGUGUCACAACCCAAGAGCGUUGCGCACACUACGGCAACCACCAAUGCUGUGCCGGAGCCCCCAAAUACUACAAACAUCGGCCCUGCGGACACGGCAAUUGGACCAAGCUCAGACGGCCUGUCCCAGAGCGACGACCAUCUCGGCUGCUCGAUCUGUACGGAAGACUUUACUGUGGGCGAGGACGUCCGAGUGUUGCCGUGCAACCACAAGUUCCACCCGACCUGUGUUGACCCGUGGCUAGUCAAUGUGUCUGGCACAUGUCCUUUAUGCCGCUUGGAUCUCCGUCCCAAAGACGGCGAGGAGGAUGACACGUCUUCCACAGGAGAAAUGCACCUGCCGCCGCCACUGGGCGAUGACGAGGCUGCAGCUGCAGUUGCCGGGACUUCGACCUCGGGCCAACACAGACACCGUGCCUCCCGUCUGUUUGAUCUGAACCGCUUGCGCCACGCCUCGGCCGAGGAGCGCAUCGAGGCGCUGCGUCGAUACCGGUCGGAAACCCAGACAGACGGUGACGACGAGCACGGCCGAUCCGUCAGGCUGACCAGGCGGCUGCGUGACAAAUUCCAUAUCCGGACACAUGCGCAAUCCUCGGGCUGA